Molecule: messenger RNA, 3145 nt
Organism: Selaginella moellendorffii
Lineage: Eukaryota; Viridiplantae; Streptophyta; Lycopodiopsida; Selaginellales; Selaginellaceae
Product: DNA-binding protein SMUBP-2
Exons: 7
Coding region: 19-2886 (955 amino acids)
Molecular function (GO): 5'-3' DNA helicase activity; RNA binding
Source: RefSeq, a predicted model, not a curated record
UCGCGCAAUCUCGCAAGAAUGCUAGAAGGAUGGAGUAAAAAUCUUCUUUUUUCUCAAAAACCAAUCGCUUGGAUAUUACUUCGCUUUGAUCUGGGCCAUGGAAGUUCUCUCGAAUUCUUGUGGCGCGGUCGUGUUUGGAGCUCGUGGGCGACGAGAGCUCGCGAUGCUGUAGCCCACGUCCCCAAGAGCUCGAGAUUGACCACUAUGGCCGCGGUUUGCAAUCCCGAGCUCUUGAUGCAUGGCUUCCUGGGCAGGAGGAUCAAGGUGAGAAUGAAUCCUAGCUCGGAUCUUGCUCACAGCGGCAACGCGAUCGUGGCGGCCUUGAGCCGCGAGGACUGCAAUCCAUUGGGCCACAGGGAGCUGGGGAAGAAGGUGGUGAGCUGGGUGGGGCGAGGAAUCCAGGCUAUGGCGGCCGAGAUCGCCGAGGCGGAGAGGGCGCGUGAUUUGGCUGGAGUGGAGGAGAGAGUGGGAGUCGGGGAGGAGCUCGUGAGGCUCGUCCAGCCAUUUCUCGACAGGGUGGAGCUUCCAGAGGGCCUGGAAGAUGAGUGCCAGCGAGCCAGGAAUCACUAUCCCACUCUCUAUGAUCACUUCCAGCGAGAGCUCAAGAACUCUCUGGUGGAUCUCCAGGAGCAAGGGAGUGUCGAGGAGUGGCAGGAGACGGAUUCGUGGAAGUUGUUCAAGAAGAGAUCAAAAUCCGGCCAGCAUCGAAGCUCCGCGAGGAUCAAGGUGGCGAAGAAGAGUUUUAACGGGUUGAGCGAGGAGGUGGUGGCGGGGAUCCAGAGCAAGGUAGACGCUUUCGUAGAUCGAUACCUCGAGCUCUUGAGCGUAGAGAGACAGGCCGAGUUGGCUGCCACACAGCAAGCACUCGAUGGAAGCAGCAAGAAAAAGCUGAGCUCCGGCUGCGGUGACGAAGAGGAUCACGAGGAGGAGGAAAAGAGUUCCUCGAGCUCUUCGAGUUCUUCCAUCUUGCAUGAAGAGUGUGGUGCAUUGUGCGACCUGGUUGCUGUCAGUUCCUUCAAAGGCUUGGGAGGCACUGAAGUGGUGUCCUUUCGAUCCAAAAACUCGCAAAACCGGCUUCCUCCGACAAGCCUCUCUCCCGGGGAUAUGGUCUGUGUGAGAGUUUCGAACAGGCAAGGAAUCCCUGCGACUGAGUGUCUGCGAGGCUCCGUUUACAAGCUUUGUGAAGAUGGCCAGUUUAUCGAAGUAGCUCUUCCCGGUGGAGGCCGGGCGCUGAUGAAGCUAUCGGGUCGCUCAAUACGGAUCGACAAGAUCUUUGAUCUCGCCAACGCAACAACUUACGAGCGAAACUGUGAAGCACUCAAGCAACUCAAGAAAGUUGCGGUGAGCAAGGACAAUCCAGCAGCUGCCAUCGUCGCGGUUCUCUUUGGACAAGGAGAAGAGAUCGAAAAACUUGCUCGCGGCAAAGACCAACUUGAAGAUACUCACUCGCUGCUUGCGUCAACUUUGUCUGGAGCAUCCUUUGACGAGUCCCAGAGGCGAGCGAUCCAGCUCGGGCUGGACAAGUCGAGGCCAGUGGCCGUGAUCCAGGGGCCUCCGGGGACAGGAAAAACGAACGUAGUGACGGAGAUCAUCAUCCAGGCCGUGGCUCGCGGUGACAAAGUUCUUGCGACAGCCCCUACGAACGCAGCGGUGGAUAAUCUCGUCGACCGGCUCAGCGACACGAGCUUGCGGGUUGUUCGCGUCGGGAAUCCUGUGAGAAUGUCGCCCUCGGUCGUCUCCAAAUCGCUCACUCACAUCGUCAGCUCCGAGCUCGUCGACUUCAAGCGGAGCAUUGCCAGCGACAAAGCCGCCUUGAGGAGAACUUCGAUGCGGUCCCAGGAUGGCAAGAUCAAGGCGGAGGUAGACAAGAACUUGCGGAGGCUAGACAAAUCCAUGAGAAAAAAGGAAGAGGAGAUCCCAGCCGCGGUCCUGGCGGCAGCCCAAGUUGUCCUGUGCACGAGCAUUGGAGCUGGCGAUCCUUCGCUUCGCAAAACCGGGUUAUUCGACCUGGCGGUGGUGGACGAGGCCGGGCAGGCGAUGGAACCGUCGUGCUGGAUUGGAAUUCUUCGCAGCUCGCGCGUGGUUUUGGCCGGGGAUGCCUGUCAGCUGGCACCAACGGUAUUUUCAGCUGAAGCCGUGGAUGGAGGCCUCGCAACUUCGCUGAUGGAGCGAGCGUCAACGUCGCUGGGCCACUCCGCGGUGAUGACCACGAUGCUCCAGGUCCAGUACCGGAUGAACGAAGCCAUCGCGAGCUGGGCGUCGAGCGAGAUGUAUGGAGGAUUGGUGAAGACCGCUCCAUUGGUGGCCAAGCAAGUUCUAUCGGAUUCACCACAAGUCAAGGAGACGUGGAGGACACGAGCAGCCAUGCUGUUGCUGGAUACAAGAAAAGCGUUUGGAAGCCUGGCGAUGGGAUGCGAGGAGUGCAUGGACUACUUGGGAACGGGAUCGUUUUACAACGAUGGGGAAGCCGACAUUGUUGUGGAGCAUGUCAAAGCUCUCAUCCACUCAGGAGUUCCCGCAAGUUCUAUUGCCGUACAAUCGCCGUACCUGGCACAAGUCCAUCUCUUGAGAGCCAGGCUCGACGAGGAAAGCCUGGGAAAUAUCGUACAGACCGAGAGCAUCGACAGCUUUCAGGGACGAGAGGCCGAUGCUGUCGUGAUUUCCAUGGUGAGAUCGAACGAGCUGGGAGUGGUCGGAUUCCUGGCCGACAAGCGGAGGAUCAAUGUGGCGGUGACGAGGUCGCGCAAGCACGUCGCGAUUGUGUGUGACAGCUCCACGGUUGGCUCCAAUUCAUUCCUCCGCCGUCUCCUCCAGCACAUUCGCGCUUACGGGAUCGUCGUGGUACGCGAGCAGGAGGAACAGCGAUCGUACUCCUCCUCCACCUAGUGAUUGAUCGAGUGAUUGAUUCAAUAUAAGAGAAUCGUAUCGCUUUAGCUUGUUGAUGCAGGCGUACAGGAGCACAACAGCACACCCGGCGUCACGUCCAGGCUUCCUCAACAGGUUCACAGACCUCAAACCUGAGGAAGUGAACCCCUCGGCAGAGAAAGAGUUAAAGCAAGUAGAUUCCUCAUCUCUUUCACAGUUACAGUUUCCACUGUAGGAAAACUAUGCUUCAGUGCUUGAGAACAAGACGAACCUUUGCUUA